Molecule: messenger RNA, 490 nt
Organism: Stegostoma tigrinum
Lineage: Eukaryota; Metazoa; Chordata; Chondrichthyes; Orectolobiformes; Stegostomatidae
Product: troponin C, skeletal muscle-like
Exons: 4
Coding region: 18-434 (138 amino acids)
Molecular function (GO): calcium ion binding; enzyme regulator activity
Source: RefSeq, a predicted model, not a curated record
UUGAAGUGUUUGGCAAAAUGGUCUUCCAGUUUGUGUGUUUGAUCAUUCCAAUGUACAGGAGAAUCCAAAUUGUGUUGUGUCUAAUUUUACUCUGUGAAGUUAUUUCUUCGACGAUUCCUUCUGGAGCAGAUAAGAAAAAUACUGGAGGUAGCGGCACCAUUGAUUUUGAAGAGUUCUUGGUGAAGAUGGCGGGGAGGCUGAUGAGAGAAGAAGUGAAAGGAAAGUCUGACAAAGACAUCGCAGAAUCGUUUCGUGUAUUUGAUGGCAAUGCUGACGGCUUCAUCGAAUGUUCUGAGCUGUAUUUUACAUUCAAGACUUCUGGGGAGCAUGUUACAGAGGAGGAAGUUCAUGAACUCAUCAGGGAGUGGGACAAGAACAGUGAUGGCAAACUUGACUUUGAUGAAUGGGUGAAGAUGAUGGAGAAGACCCAAUAAGUAACCAGCGUCCCUCAGCAAUCCAUUAUGAUUCAACAAGUUAAUGAAUUCCUGGC